Molecule: messenger RNA, 7918 nt
Organism: Pseudophryne corroboree (corroboree frog)
Lineage: Eukaryota; Metazoa; Chordata; Amphibia; Anura; Myobatrachidae
Gene: ATP10D
Product: ATPase phospholipid transporting 10D (putative)
Exons: 23
Coding region: 330-4478 (1382 amino acids)
Biological process (GO): phospholipid translocation
Cellular component (GO): plasma membrane
Molecular function (GO): ATP hydrolysis activity; ATPase-coupled intramembrane lipid carrier activity; magnesium ion binding
Source: RefSeq, a predicted model, not a curated record
GCUGAGCGCACAUACAGGGGUAUAGCACAGCGCAGCGGAUCUCUGAUUGAGGGGGAAGACAUUAAAGUUUCCCGUCACGCGGCGGCCGCCGCUGAUUGGCUGAGACGCGCCUCCCUGCACCGGGGAGAACACGCGCAUCACACACACACAGGGACCGACAGCAGCGAGUGGAUGACAGCGGAUGUGAGACUUCCUGCCGCUACUUCGUGGGGCUCUUUCUAAUCCCUCCCUGAGUGACCACCGCCCAGGCCUGACAAUGUACCGAGCGGCCAGCAGCUGAACCCUGGCAUGGAAGAAAAUUGAAGAUUUGUGCCUGUACCUGGAUUGAUAUGGCAAACCCCAUCCAGUGGGCACGUCAGCGAUGGCAGCAGGUUGUACCCUCCGAUAGUAGCAGCAAUGAGAUCACAGAAGGAUCCGCGUUGUUACGGUACUUCCUCACAUUUGGCAGAAACUAUAGGAGAGACAGAUUCUCUACUAAACACAGGAUCAUUGUCCCAUGUUUGGAUCAGUUUAAGGAAGAGUAUGAGAUGCUUACCAAAGGCUACAAGAACAACAAGAUAUGCACAACCAAAUACACGUUGCUCAACUUCAUUCCAAGGAACCUAUUCGAACAGUUUCACAGAGCAGCCAAUUUGUACUUUCUCUUUCUGGUGUUUCUGAACUGGGUCCCACUGGUUGAAGCUUUCCAGAAGGAAAUCGCAAUGCUCCCCCUUGUGGCCGUUCUGACUAUCAUUGCUAUAAAAGAUGGUCUAGAAGACUACAGGAAAUACAAACUUGACAAGGUCAUCAACCAUAUAUUGACUCAGGUAUAUUGUAGGAAGGAAAAGAAAUAUAUUGAGUGCUUCUGGAAAGAUGUUAAGGUGGGGAAUUUCAUUAAGCUCCGCUGUGAUGAGAUUAUCCCUGCCGAUAUGGUCCUGCUGCAUUCCUCGGACCCUGAUGGGAUUUGUCACAUUGAAACUUCUAGCCUUGAUGGGGAAACCAACUUGAAGCAAAGACAGGUGGCCAAAGGAUACAGCAUGGAUUAUGACUUUGAGCCUGAAAAGUUUUCAAGCCGGAUCCAGUGUGAGACUCCAAAUAGUGAUAUCGGCAGAUUCAAGGGCUUCCUAGCUCAUCCAGAAGAGGAGAAAGUCGGUCUCGGGAAACACAAUUUGCUAUUGAGAGGCUGCAUUGUGCGGAAUACAGAAACCAUCAUUGGCAUUGUCGCAUACGCAGGACAUGAGACCAAGACGAUGCUGAACAACAACGGUCCCCGAUACAAGCGAAGCAGAUUGGAAAGGAGGCUGAACUCUGAUAUAUUGUGGUGUGUCCUGCUCUUACUGACUAUGUGCUUGGUUGGAGCCAUGGGACACGGAUUUUGGCUGACUGGUUUCUCUGAAGCACCUGUUUUUAGCGUGCCGGAACCGAGUGGAGAGCACACCCCCCCAGCUUUGGCUGCCUUCUAUAUGUUUUGGACGAUGAUAAUCCUCCUUCAGGUGCUAAUUCCUAUCUCGCUCUACGUCUCCAUUGAGAUAGUUAAGCUGGGGCAGGUCUACUUUAUCCAGAAUGACCGGGAUUUUUAUUGUGAGAAUUCCGACUCGCUCGUAGAAUGCAGAGCGUUGAAUAUCGCUGAAGACCUGGGUCAGGUGCAGUACAUUUUCUCUGACAAAACGGGCACUCUGACUGAGAACAAGAUGGUGUUCCGGAGGUGCAGCAUUGCAGGGGUGGAAUACUCCCAUAUAGACAAUGCCAAGAGACUGGAUUCCUAUCAGGAAUCUGAUCUGCAUUCCGAUGACAUAUUGGAUACUUUCUGCUUCUCUAGAAGUGACACUUAUAAGCCCAAGAGUCACAGUCCUAAGUUGCUGAGGAGCGGGCCAAGCAACAAGUCUUUGAACAAGCUGUGUGCAAGUGGUCUAGAGCUGCAAGGAGAAGGUGACGGGGCAAGCUCUCCUCCACCACACCAGAGGCACAUUGCAUUCAGCAGUCCUAUGGAGAAGGAUGUGAUGCCAGACCCUAGAUUGCUGAGGAAGUUUUACCAGAUCACUCCUCAUUGUCUGUACCUGUCCAGUCAAGUUGAGGAGGCUGCACUGGAGAUCUCGUACAUUGUUGAUUUCUUCCUUGCGUUGGCCAUCUGUAACACUGUAGUGGUCUCCUUGCCUAAUCAGCCACGCCAGAAGGUAAGAAUGCCAUCCCUAAUUAAAUCUCCUAUGAAAUCCCUGGAGGAAAUCAAGCAGAUGUUUCAGAAGUUCUCUGUCCGUAAGCUGAGCUCCACUUCGCUCUUAAGUGGAAAAGAUUCAAGUUCAGAAACACCCAACAACUUUGUGAGCAAGCUGCCAUUUUUCAGCAGAGUGAAGCUGGCUUCUCCUGCGGAAGGUGACCAGAUCCUGGAGGUUAGUUUAGACUCUACAAAGGAAAUACAGCUUGAGAGCUUGGAGAACUCAGACCUUGCCUGUCCCAAUGGUGCAAAUGCCAAGCCGACUCGGUGCGAGCUGUACUAUGAAGCGGAGUCUCCGGAUGAAGCUGCCCUGGUUCAUGCUGCCAGAGCUUACAGAUGUACUCUUCAGUCCCGGACUCCUGACCAGGUCACAGUGGAGCUCGGUGUUCUUGGGCCCAUAACAUUUCAACUGCUGCACAUUCUGCCGUUUGACUCUGUCAGAAAACGGAUGUCUGUUGUAGUGCGCCACCCGAUAUCCAAUAAGGUGGUGGUUUACACAAAGGGUGCAGACUCUGUUAUAAUGGAUCUCCUGUCUGUGACGUCUGGCGAUAACAAAACAGAAAUGCUUCAGACUGAUAUCCGGAUGUUAACACAGAAACAUUUAGAUAAAUAUGCUAAAUGUGGACUCCGCACUCUCUGUAUUGCCAAGAAGGUAAUGACCGACUCGGAGUAUGCAGAUUGGCUGCAGUCCCACUUUUUAGCAGAAACUAGCAUUGAUCACAGAGAUGAGCUCUUGUACAACUCUGCUCUUAGACUGGAAACCAAUUUAACUCUGCUUGGCGCCACUGGAAUAGAGGAUCGCCUGCAGGAAGGUGUUCCAGAAACAAUAGAGUCCUUAAGAAAAGCUGGUAUUAAAAUCUGGAUGCUGACUGGGGAUAAGGAAGAGACUGCAGUCAACAUUGCCUAUGCUUGCAAGCUGCUGGAAUAUAGUGACAAGAUCUUCACCCUAAGCAGACAAAACAAUGAAACUACUUGCGAGGUUUUCAUGAAUCACGUUAUUGAUGAAAUUGAGAGAAACAUUUUGACAAAUAGUCCUCGGAAACUGGGAGAGCAGCUGCAGAAUUCCCGUUGUGAGAAGGAAAAGCUGCAUUUUGCUUUAAUAAUAGAUGGGAAGAGCCUGGAAUUUGCGCUGCACGAAGCUCUGCAGAAAAGGUUCCUGUACCUGACAAGGCAGUGCAGAACGGUCAUAUGCUGCAGAGCUACCCCACUACAGAAAAGCCAAGUGGUCAAACUGGUCCGCAGUAACCUGCGAGUAAUGACUCUAGCCAUUGGUGACGGAGCCAAUGAUGUGAGCAUGAUUCAAGUGGCUGAUGUUGGCGUGGGCAUUUCUGGCCAGGAGGGCAUGCAGGCAGUAAUGUCCAGCGACUUUGCAGUCUCCCACUUCAAGCAUCUGAGGAAGUUACUGCUUGUCCAUGGUCACUGGUGUUACACCCGCCUUACCAACAUGAUACUGUACUUUUUCUAUAAGAAUGUGAUGUUUGUUACCCUCUUGUUCUGGUACCAGUUCUUCUGCGGAUUCUCAGGAACUUCAAUGACAGAUUUUUGGAUGUUAAUUUUGUUCAAUCUGCUUUUUACAUCCGUGCCACCUAUAAUCUACGGCGUCCUUGAUAAAGAUGUGUCUGCAGACACUCUCCUUGUGCUUCCAGAGCUGUACAAAUCUGGGCAGACAUCAGAGGCUUACUGUUCAUCAACCUUCUGGGUCACCAUACUGGAUGCCUUCUAUCAGAGUAUGGCCUGCUUCUUCAUCCCUUACUUUACCUACCUUGGCUCUGAAAUGGAUAUCUAUUCCUUUGGAACCUUCAUAAUAACAUCAACACUUUUUGUGGUUUUGCUACAUCUUCUAAUUGAAAGUAAGAGCAUGACUUGGAUUCAUUGGACGGUGAUGGGUCUUAGUAUUAGUACGUAUUUUAUAUUCUCCUUGGCCCUUGGAGCCGCAUGUGUGAAAUGCAUCCCACCCGCCAACCCGUACUGGCUGUUACAGACUCAUAUGGCUGACCCAAUGUUCUACCUCGUGUGUGUCAUGUCCGUAGUUGUUGCACUCCUGCCAAGGUAUGUCUACCGAGUAUUUCAAGGAUCAGUGUUUCCCACUCCGCAGCAUAGAGCUAAGCAACUGGAUGUGAUGAAACCUGAAGCACGCUCGCAUGCAAUUGAAGACUGGAUAAAGGAUGAUAAUACCUCAUUCCAUGCAGUGCCAGCAGAGGGCAGCAUACCAACAAGGGAAGAUUUAGAGACUGAUUGUAUGCUGUCUGCAAGGGAAUUUCAACAUGCCAGCCAGGAUGUGCGAUAGCAGCAUCUUGUAAUGCUGGGGAUAUAAAGGCACUAAUACUCUGUUUCCCAUAUGCUGUCACAAUCAACUUUCAGUGUUUUUAUUUAAGGGAUAACUAAAUGAAAAAAAGAGAAGUGUUGCAUUUCAUUCCUGGUGCUAGACUGCAGACCUCUGGAGAGAUGAGUGGCUCCUAUCAGACACGUAAGAGAAUCAUCAUCUCUACACAAACAUUUUCCCAAAGCCUUCAGUGGGAAAAAAAGGAGCCAACUGUGACUUGGUGAAGGAAAGAGGCCUCCUCUGGUCAGGUCUUGACUUAUCCGCUUUCUGAUACAUUUUUGUUUUGUUACAUCUUGCAUGUUUCCAAUGUGUUUUGGACAUAUAAAAAAUCUGGAUGAUAUGGUCACCUGGGAAUACUUGGAUAUUUGGCAGGAAUUAAAGAUUCUUACAUUUUCUAGGCGAGUAUUGGUAGUAGGUUUACUACUUGUCAAUUUGUCAAAGCUACUGAUUGGUGGUUUUGACCAAUGGAUUUACAGUGGCAACAAAAAUAUUUAUGUUGCAUAAAAUCAAUCGGUCAAAGCCAUGGAUUCUCAUUGACUGCUUUGGUAAACUGCGGGUUAGUUAAUCUACCCCUUAGUGUUGGUCCUAGAACGCUGGCUUGACAAGUCUUACUUAGCCCAGGAUAACGAUGCAUUAUUGCCAAACUCCCUCUACACAAACUAGGAUAUAACUAAUACUGUACAUUAUCCCCAUAUCUAGGUGUAAUGUAGUAAAAAUCACCCUGAAAUAGCUCAGGUCUGUUAUUUCAGCAUGACUGACUGGCUUUCCCCAGCUAAUUGUGAAAAUCUCUCUAAUUGACAUUAGGCGUAAUGUACAAGUUGAAUGUCUUGAUGAAUGUUCAGUUUUUGCAUAUUUCAUCUCUAUGAACUUUUCUUGUGUCCUUCAAAGGUAUUAAGUUUGAAAAGCUUUAGAAUUAGUGCCUUUAAAAAAUGAAGACUCAAUAUUUUUCCAUGAACACUAGCUAUAUUCUAUAUUAUAAAAGCCAAAUCUGCUCCUCACCUCUGUAAUGAGCGCUGCCAGCCACUAGAGGCCGCCAUACGGACCAAAUAAUUCCUUUGUGUGCUGGAAGCUGUCACAGCUCAAAGUAGGGAUGGUGAGUAGGGGCCGCAAUCCUAAUAUAAUCCGGACCUGGUGUCCGUCAUUUUUAUGGGAUUUUAACUAGAAUACAUAUAUUAGUGUACCAACAUAUUACUUGGACAGUUGCUGUUCUACUUGUUGCAUGAAAAAUUUAUGGAUGGCAACUCAAUAUGCUAUUUCCUUGAGGAUUCACUACACCAGCAAAAGCUGACCGUUAUCGACAUGUUAAGCAGGAGAUUUAGGGGUCUAUUUACUAAGCCUUGGAUGGAGAUAAAGUGGACGAAGUUAAAGUACCAGCUAAUCAGCUCCUGUCAUGUUACAGGUUGGAUUUGAAAAUGGAGCUGAUUGGCUGGUACUUUAUCUCCAUCCAGUUUAUCUCCAUCCAAGGCUUAGUAAAUAGACCAACAGUUAACACUAUUCAAAGCAAAAUACACUGAUUGCUUAGGACUUUUUUCCCCUAGGUAUUGGGCUUCCUAUUUCAGAUAUCUACAAAGCUGGAAAUAAUUGAUUCUGUGAACAAAUGCCAACUUAUUUUCAGCCACCCCAAAAAAAACGUGGAUAUUGAUAAUUCAUACAUUAUUGUAUACAUGAUCAUUGAAAGAAGUGCCAUCAUUUUGAGCAGAAUGCGUAACUUUAGCAUGUUCUGCACAUGACACUUGACUCUAGUUUUACAGGGAACCGCUUGUCUCAAACAUAUAAAGUAGACAACAGGAAACUAGUGGCUUCUGAUCGCCUUGAUUAGAACAAUAAAGGAAUACAGUCCAAUAGUGGCAGUGCUUCUUUUGACUAAUACUUUGGAACCAUCUAUUUAUUUGAACUUAGUAACUGUUUUGUGGUUACCCUUAGAAGAACGCAUGCUUUGUGUAACCAUAAAAAUGCAAAAUCCAGAUAUGACUGGAAUACCACAAACAUUUAUUUUAGGUACCGCUUUUUAUUAUUUUUUUAUAUUAAAUUCUGAAAGGAACCUGCAAGCGGGAGUGAUACUCAAUGCCAGUGGUCACAUGAUAGACAGCGGCAUCCUGACUUUUAGAAUGCCAAUCGGGGACAGGGUAACUAAUUUACCCCUCCCAUGUCCCCUGCCCUAACCCGCCUGAGGUGGCGGCUAGAGCGAAGAUAGUGGGGGUGGCGGCUACGGCUUAUCACCCCUCUAGUGCCUAACCCUAUCCCCCACUCAGGGCCCUAACUAUAACCUUCCCCUCAAUACUUACCCUCAGGAUGUCUGUGUUCCAGCACCGGGAUUUUGUGUGGUGUCAGGAUUCCGGCGUUGGUCACAUGACUGCCGGCAUCCAGACCGCUGGGAUGCUGACCGCAUCCCCUGCACGCAGCCCCUCAGAAAUAGCUUUAAAGUAUGAAAUAUUUUGUACCCAGCUGCAAAUACUAUACAGAUAAUGGCUCUAUUCAUAACAUUGUGACUUUUUGAAGACGUCUAUUAAUUUUGUCUCCCUUUCAGGUCAGUAGGCCCUUAAUGCACUUUGGUUAUGUUCUACUGUAAUGCCAAUACAAGCUCAGUAUUAAUAGGGUUUUUGUUUUUUAUAAAAUAUUUUACCAGAAUUUGGCUAUAAUUUUUCAUGUCUAACGUUUUAGAAGAUGCGUAAAUAUAUAUGUGAAAGUCCCUGAGUCCUGUCGGAACUUAAAGACUCCUCCACCUUUAUUGGAGCUUUGGGUAACUAAGUAUGACCCCAUGCACUGGAAAUAAUUACCCAAUGUCAGUAUUCUGCUCAGCGCUCUAAGACUGAGGCCCGUCCAUAGGUUUGCAGUAGGGCUCUGUGGGUGAGUAUAAGAACUGUGGACGGCUUUGCAGCAUGUUGGUAUCUGUCGCUGCAGGGCCCACCGGAACGAGAUGUGGGAUUGAGAGAGCAAUGUAUCUGUAAUCCCCCCCCCCCUAUUGAUUUUGUCUCUAUUUGGCUGCUACAGUACAUUAACGGAAAAGGGCUUAACGUGGUCCUCAAUCAUUUUUUUUCUUUGACGUUUUAAAAGCAUUUUAUACAAGAGCUGUGCUCAGGGUUCUCUAUUUAAUCUAUGCAUCUAGCACCUUUAUGGGGUCAAAUGAACUACACAGUUAUGGUUGCUGGGACCUGUGAUGGCAUGUAUGUAUUUCCUUGGAACUGCUGCCUGUAUUAGAAAAUGUAUGCCUAGUAGUAACAGCCCCUCCCUGUGCAGAGUAUUUCAGCAUGCAGCCAUGAGCCAGAACAAUGCAGACUCCGUGCACCUUAAGUAUUCUUACCGUGUUUUUUAAAGCAAAUGUUUUUAUGCAUUCUGUUUACAUGUAACUACUUGUAUAUAUUAGAUAUAUUGCUGGCAAAUACAAAUAAAGAAAAUUGCUGUAA